AGAAGCCAAUUCACAUUGUGCUGCAAGUGUUUGUUUAGAGAGGGAAUGUUCUGUAAAACCUGGCCCAGGUUAUAGAUUUACAGAAACUUAACCUUGUGCUGUGAGACAACUAUGACAUGGCUCUCAAGUAAUUUAUUAAAUGUGUACUGUAUAUGAGUCAUAUCAACAUCGAAAGCCGUACAAAGGAAAUAAAAUGCAAUGUGGGAUUACAAAGUGAAGAAGCUGUACAAUGCUGAGAAUCAGGAUGAAUGCAUCAAUGGAUCUAUGUUAAUGAGUAAAAAUGCAUUUUGAAAUUUCUGGGAUGGAUUGUAGGGAUACAGAUCUAUACGAGGAUUAUAAAUCUCCAUUUGACUUCAAUACUGGUGUUAACCGGAGUUAUCUCUACCUGUCACCUAGUGUAAACAUUUCUCCACCUGGAUCACCUGUACAGAACAAUUUUGGUUUGCUGAGCUCAGACACAGUACCUGAGGUAGGAGAGGAUGCUGCUGCUACUGUGAAUACAACAGAAAAUCUUUCUGAAGAAGAACAGGAAGAACUAAGAAAAGAACUUGCUAAGGUAGAAGAGGAAAUCCAGACGCUCUCCCAGGUGCUAGCGGCCAAGGAGAAGCAUCUAGCAGAAAUCAAGAGAAAACUGGGAAUCAAUUCAUUGCAGGAACUGAGGCAAAACCUUACCAAAGGCUGGCAAGAUGUGACUUCCACUUCAGCAUAUAAGAAGACUUCCGAAACCCUGUCUCAGGCUGGGCAGAAGGCUUCUGCUGCUUUUUCAUCAGUUGGCUCAGUUAUAACAAAGAAGUUGGAAGAUGUGAACAUACGCUCUAUACAACAUUCAAUUAGCAUGCCUGUUAUGAGAAAUUCUCCUACUUUCAAAUCAUUUGAAGAAAAGGUUGAAAACUUAAAGUCUAAAGUCGGAGGAGCUAAGCCUGCUGGGGGUGACUUUGAAGAAGUUUUAAACUCAGCUGCCAAUGCCAGUGCCACAGAAACUAUUUCAGAACAGAUUCAGGAGGAGACCCAGUGAGAUUCCCAUCUGUCCUGCUACCCACUGUCAGAUGCUGCAAGCAAAAACUAAGCACAUUUAUAAAUGUUCUUCACUGUCGGUUUCCACCAGAUGUGCUUUUAUUUAUCACUUAGCUUUAUAUCAAUUUGAUAAAAUAGUUUGUUUGUGUUUAAAGUAUUUUUGAGGGGGAAAAAAAAUAGAUCAUAUCAGCCAGGCUUUUUUUGGGGACGGGACACUUUUAUGCUUAAGUACUGAAAGGAUAUAUCCCUGAUUUUAAAAGCAAUCUCAAAUGUUGCUUUAAAAAACUUUAGACAAACCUACUGAUGCUAUACAUAUACUAUGUGAAUUUAUAACUUCCUUUGGAUACUGUGAUUGAUUAUUAGCAAUUGUCACUCAUUCUACAUGUACUGCCAAACUGAAGGUUUACUUUGCUCCUUUGGCUUCAGUGCAACAUUUCCCUAAAUUGGACAUCACACUUGGAAGAUUACUCCAAGCCACAGGAAAAGGAUUUCUGCUUCAACAUUACAAAUAAGUUAUAGUAGGUUUCUGCAACUGUACAGUAAUCUACUGUAGUCAAAACAUGUUGAAUCCUAAACUGUAUUUGUUGCAUGUAAGCAAAGGUCAUAAUCUUAACCAGCACUCAGACUUCACUGUGGGUCCUAUGAUUAGACUUAAUAUCCUAAGAGUUUCUGAAUACUCCAAAUAAUGUGAGAUACCUAAUGCUGCUGGUCUAGUAUUUGAGCCAGUAUGUUUACCAUAGUACACUAUAUUGUGAGUUCUUCACUUCAUAUUUUUAACUCCUGAAUUAUUCAGCUGUGGAAAAAUGGUGAUCACUGUAAUAGUUUCCAAUGGUGGUGAUUCUAAAACUUAUGUUAUGAUAUUAAUACUGAAUCUUGCAAUGGAGUAGAAAUGAAAUGUGAAUGCACUAAUAACUUUGAAUGUAGAAAUAUUGCUUUAAGAACCUGAUCUUGGGUGGCUGCAAAAAUAUUUCUAACAAGCCAUUACUGAUCAGUUACGGGAAUCAGGUUUUUUUUAAACCUUCACCAUGCUGUAGUAAACUUGCCUGCAAAUCCCAUGCAAGAGUCACUGCUCUAGAAUGCAGACCUUUCUGAUUAAAAUGUGUACUCAAGACUCUUGUUUUACUCAAAAGAAAAAAAAAAAAGAAGCUAUACUGUUUGCACCACUGAAGACUCCAUUUCUGCUUAAUCGCUGAGAUCCAUUCUUUAAACUUCACCAAUUACGUAGCUUACAGACCUUAUAAGAGGACUAUGUUGCUUUACAUGUUGACUGUAUCCACUUAUGUACUUUGGAAGUUGCUUGUUUUAUGUACAGGUCUGGCACAUGUGGUAGGUUAUCAAAUUGUUAACAUAUGCCAAAUGUCUUAUCACUGAGCUUGGAAUGAACUGGAAGCAAUUAAAAAAAAUAACUUCAAAAA
This is a messenger RNA of Pelodiscus sinensis (Chinese soft-shelled turtle), 2429 nucleotides long. It is a transcript of the gene TPD52, whose product is annotated as tumor protein D52. The record is from RefSeq and is a predicted model, not a curated record. NCBI's taxonomy places the organism in Eukaryota, Metazoa, Chordata, Testudines, Trionychidae. Gene Ontology annotation, cellular component: cytoplasm. Gene Ontology annotation, biological process: B cell differentiation.